Molecule: messenger RNA, 1287 nt
Organism: Cordyceps fumosorosea ARSEF 2679
Lineage: Eukaryota; Fungi; Ascomycota; Sordariomycetes; Hypocreales; Cordycipitaceae
Product: Amphiphysin-like protein
Exons: 3
Coding region: 1-1287 (428 amino acids)
Biological process (GO): actin cortical patch localization; endocytosis; plasma membrane tubulation
Cellular component (GO): Rvs161p-Rvs167p complex; mating projection tip; medial cortex
Molecular function (GO): lipid binding; protein binding
Source: RefSeq, a predicted model, not a curated record
AUGAGUUUCAAAGGCUUUUCUAAGAGUAUGGUCCGAGCGCCACAACAGUUCAAGGCGAAAUUCAACAUCGGCGAGCAUACCAAGGAUGCGGUUUACAUGGACGCCGAGCGCCGAUUUCAAGAACUCGAGACCGAGACAAAGAAGCUGCAUAUGGAAUCACAGAAGUACUUCAACGCUAUCAAUGGCAUGCUGAACCACCAAAUUGGGUUCAGCAAGGCCAUGACGGAAAUUUACAAGCCUAUCUCUGGCCGCAUGUCUGAUCCCACCUCGAUGAAAAUUGAGGGCAACCCGGAGGGCAUCGAGGCUUGUGAGGAGUACGAGUCCAUCGUUAAAGAGCUUCAAGAAACCCUCGCGCCGGAGCUGGAUAUGAUUGAGACUAGGGUCAUCAGACCAGCCACUGAACUUCUCGAUAUCAUCAAAGUCAUCCGAAAGACAGCACAGAAGCGCGACCACAAGCAGCUCGACUACGAUCGUCACCGUGCGGCCCUCAAGAAGCUACAAGACAAAAAGGAGCGCUCUGCCAAGGAUGAGAAGGCAAUGUGGAAGGCUGAGGGUGAUGUCGAGCAGGCCACACAAGAUUUCGAGUACUUCAACUCUCUGUUGAAAGAUGAGCUGCCCAAGCUAUUCCACCUGGAAGCACAAUUUAUCCAGCCGCUUUUCCAGUCGUUCUACUACAUGCAGCUCAACAUCUUCUACACCCUCCACGAGCGAAUGCAGCGCUGCGAUAUUGGAUACUUUGAUUUGACGAGGGAUAUUGAGGAGGCCUUCCACGAAAAGCGCGGCGAUAUUCAAGAGCAAGUUGAGGCUCUCUCGAUUGUGCGAUUCAAGACGACUGGCCAGCGACGCCCACCGAAGUACCAGCCCAGACCGGCUCUCGAAGGCGGCAAGCAGCCAGCGCUUCUCACAUACGGCAAUGAUGCCUCCAGCCCAGCGUCGAAGCCUAGCCCAAAGGUCAGCGCUUAUCAGCGACCAACUUCCACAGCAUCCGCAAAGUCAUCCGCCCCGCCCCCGUAUAGUGCUGGAAACUCCAGCAUGGCCAUGGUCGCGGCGGCCAAGUCGAAGCCGCCACCACCGAAGCCGAAGCCCAGUCACCUGGCCGGUGCAAAGCAAGCCGAAACAGUAACUGCGCUAUACGAUUUCGCUGCCCAGGCAGAUGGCGAUCUCAGCUUUUCGGCUGGCGACGUCAUCGAAAUUGUACAAAGAACACAAAACGAGAACGAGUGGUGGACUGGCAAACUGCGAGGCAAGCAGGGCCAAUUUCCUGGAAACUAUGUUCAGCUGCCGUGA